Oryza sativa Japonica Group (Japanese rice) is the source of this 1504-nucleotide messenger RNA. RefSeq lists its product as uncharacterized. Gene Ontology annotation, molecular function: acyltransferase activity, transferring groups other than amino-acyl groups. The record is from RefSeq and is a predicted model, not a curated record. NCBI's taxonomy places the organism in Eukaryota, Viridiplantae, Streptophyta, Magnoliopsida, Poales, Poaceae.
GGGCGGCGCCGAGGAGGGGGGAUGAGGAGGAGGACGACGAGGAUGGCAACGGAGGAGUGGAGACGACGCUCGGGCUCUGGCUGCGGCGGCCAUGGCAGAGAGGUGGAGCGCGGGGAAGAUGCGGCAGCGGCGGGCGGCGCCGAGGAGGUGGCGGCGGCGGGGGCGGGGGAUGAGGAGGUGGCGGCGGCCGCUCGGCGCGGCUUCCCCCCUCCCCCCCUCUCUCUCUGUGUGGCACCGUCGGGAGAGCGGGCACAGCGGGGCCGAUGACAGAGCUCGCGGCGCGUCGGGAGAGCGGGCACAGCCCGAGUUGUCGUCCUCGUCGUCACAGGAGAGAAGAGCAAGCUCUCACCAUCAAUGGCGCCACCGUCAGUGAACUCCGGCGACGCCACCGCCACGGCCGAGAAGAGCAAGCUCUCGCCUCUCCGCCAUGGCCGCCGCAGCCAGCGCCCGAGUCGUCUCCACUCCUCCGUUGCCAUCCUCGUCGUCGUCCUCCUCAUCCCCCGCCGCCGCCGCCUCCGCAUCACCUGCCGCAUCAGCCGUGGUGUGGGCUAGCAACCACCUCCUCGGCAACGGCCACAUCGUGGUGGUGCUCCUCCGGUCGUGGUCGGAGUUCGCGCGCACGGGGACAUUCGCCGGAGGCCUGAACCUUGACCGGUCGGUGCUGAGCCGUCCCCACUCCCCGCCGAGGUACAGCGCCGCCGUCGACGGGAUGUUCGUGCCGUGGGACCACGAGCACGAGGUGAACCCGCUCACUGGGGAGGCGAGCUUCGUCGAGCGGCUCUACUAUGUCGAGGCCGCCGACAUCGCCAGGCUGCGCGAGGAGGCGCGCGCGACGAGCGUGCAGGCGGUGUCGGCGUACCUGUGGAAGAAGCUAGCCGCCGUCGUCAGUUCGUCGGCGAGCAUAGCCAAAUCCGACACCGCGGCGAGGCGCUGCAGCAUGGGGUAUUGGGUGGACCUGCGGUGGCGCGUGAGGUCGCCGGAUUUCUGCCGCGCGCUGCGCAGCUACGUCGGCAACGCGACCACCUACGUGGAGCGGGAGGAGCCCGCGGACGCCGUCCUGAAGAAGCCGCUGGGCGAGGUGGCUGCGAUGGUGCGGGAGGUGGCGGCGAAGCUGCCGGCCGCCCGCUCCGCUUCCGUCUCAGCCGCCCGCUGCCCUCCGCCGCCGGCAGCGCUGCUUGCUCCCGCCCUCGCGGGGCCGCCGCCAUGCUGGUGAGCAGAGAGAGAGAGAGAGGGGGAGGGGGGGGGAGAUUGGGAUAGAGUAGAGAGAGAGAGAGUGGUGGAGAACUGACAGUGGGGCCCACUAAUUUUUUUUAAAAAAAAUGCUGACUCAACUGCCAGUGAAUCCAAAACUACUCCGGAUUGAGUAGGGGGGUUAUUUAUUCGGUUUCAAUAAUUGAGGAUGUAGAAUGCCUGUUUUUCGAAUUUAGGGGGGUAAUUCGUACCUUUUCCUUCUCCAUAUAGCAGUUGGGGUUUCUCAAACAAUCCGCCAUCGCUGAUGGCCUGA